CGCCCCCUGAGCUCGGAGGCGCAGUGGCGGCGAUGUGGUUCCCCGAGAGCGUGGCCUCCGUCCUGCAGGGGGUCGUGGAGGCCUUCGCCAGCCCCGAGGAGGACCUCUUGCUCGCAGGGCCUCGCGCGGGGCUCUCGGAGGGCGAGGGGGAGGAGGAGGACGAGGACGAGAUUGCUCUGAGAAUUGCCAUUGAGGAGUGGUCAGCUCGAAGAAGUUCCGCCAGAGUCCCGUGGGAAGCCGCCUUGUCGCAGAAGGACUUUCUCACAACAUUUAGGGUGACACGACCUCUGUACAAGUACUUGUUGCACGAAUGGGAACGUGAGCAACUCGCCGAUGCUUGGAAGGCCAGGGUUCAUCCCGCAGACAGGCAGGUCUUGGCUGCCUUGUAUUACCUCGGAAAUUCGGAACCCAUCACGUCUGUUGCAGAGAGGUUCUCCAUGAUGCCCUCAACAAUACACAGUGUUAUCAUGGCCUUCACCAACUUCCUAGAGACUUUGGGAGACAGAUACCUCUCUUGGCCAAAUGCUCAGGAAAAAAUCCGCUGUUCCGAGAUAGUGAGGCAGAACGGAGGCCUUCCUGGUGUUUUCGGUGCCUUGGACGCGGCACUCAUUAAGAUCCGAGCUCCUGCAGGGGACGAGAAAGCACAUUAUAUCUACAAGAAGGUUUCAACAGGACUGAAGUGUGCAGUCGUGAUGCAGUUUGUGGUUGAUGCUGAGCUUUUGUUGCGUGAUGUUCAUUUAGCAGCUCCAAGUGAUGCCAACCGUGCAUCAAUAUUACAGACGUCCAGGUUAUGGGAACUUCUGCACUGUACUGUUGCAGAAGAAACUCACCUGGUUGCACCUGCUGUCUAUCCUUUGGCGCCGACAAUCAUGAUUCCAUAUGUAGGAGAACAGCUGAGUCCUCAAGAAACAACCUUCAAUGAGCUCCACUCGGAGGCCUUUAAGCUCACCAGGAACGCCAUGACAGCUCUGAAGUCGCGCUUUCGACGGCUGCAGCUCCUGGACCAGAAGCUCACCAACAUCUUCAAGAUAAUCUCGUCAACUUGCAUCCUGCACAACAUGGCAAUUAUGAGGGAAGGGCCAGAGGUGUUGCAAGACCUACAGAUGUCGUACAGGAGUGACACAGAUGAGGAUGGAUGGCACGCACUCCCUCAGGAAACCAUCUCCGACUUUGGGAUCCUCGGAGGGGAGGAGAAGAGGCACUACCUGACCACUGUCUUGCCAUGAUUAAUGUCACCAUGGCCCUUCUUGCGGCCUCUUUACGGUCUCAGCUUUCUUUCUGUCUCAUUUAUCACUCUCUCUCUCUCUCUCUCUCUCUCUCUCUCUCUCUCUCUCUCUCUAAAAUUUCUUUUCUUGUCUUUUCUCUCUCUCACACUCUCUUCCUUUCUCACUCUUCCCAAUCUCUCCCUCUGUCACACCGCCCUCUCUCACUCUCUCUCUUUUUAUAGAUAUAGAAGAUGAAUGAAAUUUGUGAUAAUAAAGCAAAAAGGCCUUGA
Messenger RNA from Penaeus indicus, 1495 nucleotides. RefSeq lists its product as uncharacterized. The coding region runs from base 33 to 1226 and encodes 397 amino acids. The record is from RefSeq and is a predicted model, not a curated record. Lineage: Eukaryota; Metazoa; Arthropoda; Malacostraca; Decapoda; Penaeidae. The transcript is spliced from 9 exons.